AUGGCCUCAGGCGUCGCCGUCUCCGAUGGAGUCAUCAAGGUCUUCAACGACAUGAAGGUGCGCAAGGCCUCCACCCCGGAGGAGGUGAAGAAACGCAAGAAGGCCGUCCUCUUCUGCCUGAGCGAGGACAAGAAGAACAUCAUCCUGGAGGAGGGCAAGGAGAUCCUGGUCGGGGACGUCGGCGACACCAUCGAUGACCCUUACCUGCACUUUGUGAAGAUGCUGCCGGACCGCGACUGCCGCUACGCCCUCUACGACGCCACCUACGAAACCAAGGAGAGCAAAAAGGAAGACCUGGUCUUCAUCUUCUGGGCGCCCGAGUGCGCCCCUUUGAAGAGCAAGAUGAUCUACGCCAGUUCUAAGGAUGCCAUCAAGAAGAAGCUUACAGGGAUCAAACACGAGGUGCAGGCAAACUGCUACGAGGAAGUGAAGGACCGUUGCACCCUGGCGGAGAAACUGGGCGGCAGUGCCGUCAUCAGCUUGGAGGGCAAGCCCUUGUGA
This is a messenger RNA of Ailuropoda melanoleuca (giant panda), 501 nucleotides long. Its product is annotated as cofilin-1-like. Gene Ontology annotation, biological process: actin filament depolymerization. The transcript has a single exon. Lineage: Eukaryota; Metazoa; Chordata; Mammalia; Carnivora; Ursidae. Gene Ontology annotation, molecular function: actin binding. The record is from RefSeq and is a predicted model, not a curated record. Bases 1 to 501 code for a protein of 166 amino acids. Gene Ontology annotation, cellular component: actin cytoskeleton.